GAUAUAUUGAACAAUAACAUCAUAGUCACAAUGACACACCGUUGUGAGAAGCUGAAUAGCUGAUAGUCUAUUACUCUAUUUUUUUAUAUAAUAGUACAUUCUACAAUCUUCACUUUACAGUAAAAUUAAUAAUAAAUAUAAUAUAGAGGAUUUGAUAGUUUGAUACUACAUUACUACCACACAGAUUUCUAUUUUCUAUAAUUCUAAUUUCUAUUCAGCAUUCAAUAUUGAAUAUGUUACUUAAUAACUAACGUCUUAAUCACUUAUAUUGUAUUAUUGUGACAACUGACAACGAUAUUUGUGUUUGAAGUUAUAACUCAGAUAUCUGAAAAGUUUUGUCCCUCUGUUUUCCCAUCGAGCACUGUUAAUCAAAAACUAUACACAAUGUGUGCUAAAAUGGCAUUCACUCAUCAACCUGGCACCGCCAUGGAAUGCCUUAGUAUACCUAUUACUUUAACGAAAGAAUCUGCAAUUGAUACUGAUGGUCGUGAAUUAUUAAAAUGUGGGUUCAAAAUUGGUGGAGGCAUUGAUCAAGAUUUUAGGAAAAGUCCUCAAGGAUAUACAGAUAAUGGUAUUUAUGUAACAGAAGUACAUGAUGGAAGUCCCGCAUCUAGGUCUGGAUUACGAAUACAUGAUAAAAUAUUACAAUGUAAUGGAUAUGAUUUUACAAUGGUAACCCAUAAAAAAGCUGUGGAUUAUAUUAAGAAGCAUAAAAUACUAAAUUUAUUAGUUGCUCGAAGAGGUGUUACAUCGACAUAAAAUAUUGAAAACUUGAAAAAAGUCAUCUGUUAUUACUACAUACAACCAAAGGUUUAUUAAUUAAUUAAAUUAUUUAUCCUAUUUACCAUAAACGGUAAUACGUUUUUUUUUUACUAGGUACCUAUUUUAAAAUAAAUAAUUGUAUUUAUAAAUGUAGUGUAUUUCUAUUUGAAUGAAGUAAUGUUAUUAUUAUUUUUUUAACAUGGUCAUGUUUAAACCAAAAACUCUUAAUGUGCAUUUACCCCAAUGGGAUCAAUUUUUACUAUUAUUUUCCAAAUUUAUCAUAUAUCAACACUUAUUAGUUAUUAUUAUACAUUUUUUUUCUUUCGUUUGAGAUUGGAUAUUUUAAAAUAAUGAGUGAUCUUUAAUUUAUACCUAUUUAUUUUAAUUAUUAAGAUAAAGUGUACUACGUCUUUAAUUAUAAUUGA
Messenger RNA from Metopolophium dirhodum (rose-grain aphid), 1187 nucleotides. RefSeq names its product tax1-binding protein 3 homolog. The record is from RefSeq and is a predicted model, not a curated record. The transcript is spliced from 4 exons. Bases 385 to 759 code for a protein of 124 amino acids. Gene Ontology annotation, molecular function: protein binding. NCBI's taxonomy places the organism in Eukaryota, Metazoa, Arthropoda, Insecta, Hemiptera, Aphididae. Gene Ontology annotation, cellular component: plasma membrane.